CAGUUCAGGACCUUGUGGUUUCAGAUGGGCUUUGUUGCACAUAAAAUUGUUUGCUAUAAGAUAAGCAUCUUACUUGUUGUCUUUUCAUAUUGAUUGAUCGACAUCUGCAGGUUUAAUGAGUUCAACAGAGCAAAGAAAGGGGCCAGUGCACAGGGACAGAGCAGCAUUGAUUCAUUCUUAAGCCAGACAAGAGGUGUGCAGCUAUACAGCCAGGGGCAUCCCAGACAGAAGGCCAUUACUGAAUCCAUAAUACAGGACCUCAUCAUUUCAUGCAACCUCCCUCUGUCUUUGAUUGACAAGCCUAGCUUCAGGAAUUUUAUGUCAGUGGUAGAGGAGAGAUACUGCCCAGUAAGUCGAAGCACCGUAACCAGACGUCUGAGUGAGCUAGUAGCAGAAAAAGAGUCCGAGAUAAAAUGUAAACUACAAAAGAUUAACAAUGUGUCUGUGACAGUGGACAUCUGGACUGACAGGGGCAUGCGUGGCUUCUUAGGGGUAACAGCCCACUUCAUGGAAAUUGAGGAGAAAGACUGCCCAAGAAGACUGCAGACAGUUCUCCUAAGUUGUGAACGAUUCACUGGGUCACACACUGGAGAGAGAAUAAGUGAGAAAUUUGAGGAGAUAUGUGACAACUUUAAUAUAAAACAUAAAUUGGAUUACAUCAUCUGCGAUAAUGCCUCAAAUAUGAAGAAAGCCUUCACAGUUUGUUUCCCUUCUGCUAAAACUGACAAUGAAGAUGAUGAUGAAGAUGAGCUGGGAAACAGCUGCAUGUGGGAGGAAGUAAGUGAGGAAUACCAGGAUGAUGUGGAAUCCAUCCAGAGCAGCUGUCGGCAGCAGCGGCUGCAGUGCUUUGCACAUUCAUUGCAGCUUGUUGUAAGAGAUGGACUAAAGGAGACAAGAACGCUGAACAGUGCAAUGGCAAAAGUGACAAAAUUUUGCAGUUUACUCCAUUCUACUUGUAGACUGAAGGAAGCAUUUGAGGCGGAGUAUGGAGCAAACCGAAGCAUCCCCUCAGCUGUGUCCACACGAUGGAACUCUACUCUUCGCCUUGUGGAGGCAGUCACUGACCUGGAUCCCCAAAGCCUAAACUCUCUCCUGGAAGCCCAAGGACAUAAAGGCCUGUGCUUAUCAGCCAGAGAAUGGAGUCAGCUCAAAGAGCUUGUGGACAUUUUAGCCCCAUUUCUGCAAGCAACAGACCUUACACAAGGAGAGAAGGUGGUGACUGUCAGUGCGGCUCUCCCUUGUGUACUCUCACUCAACAGCCACCUUAUCCAUAUGCUGAAUGCAUCUCGUCAUCUGGUUGGCUUAGUGAAAGCACUGCAGAAGUCACUCCAACGCCGUUUCCAGGGGAUGUUUGCAAAUGUCCGAAUGGAUGAAACAGCACAACCCCCCGUAGAGCUUCCAUUUGGAGAUAUGGUCUACAUGUUGUCUGCACUACUAGACCCAUCAUUCUGCCUCUUUUGGCUAGAACAAGAUGUCCUUGCACCAGAUGAAGUCAAGAGUGAGGUGAAGGAGAUGAUGAUAGACCUUCUCUUGGUUGAGGCUCAGAAAGUCACCAUACCUGAGGGCAGCAGUGGAGAAGAUGAGGAGGAGCCACCAGUACCCGCUAAAACUCCACGGCUUUUCUCUGGCUACCGCAAGAAGAGUACCAAGAAAAAAGCAGACCAUCACACAUCCUGCAAAGAUGAGGUCAUUCGCUACAUCCAGGUGUGCUCUGAAGAAGAAGUUGACUGUAUGGAUUUCUGGCAAAAACAUGCAAAGAUCUUCCCCAGGCUUUAUCUUGUGUCUAUGAAACUGCUUGCAGUUCCUGCCACCAGUGCACCAGUGGAAAGGGUAUUUAGUCAUGGAGGCCUUAUAAUGCGCCCUCACCGAGCCAGACUUAGUGCAAAGACACUGUCAAGCUUGAUCUUUUUGAAAUGUAACCAUUCUGUUGCUUAAGACUUUUCUAGUUCUUAGGCCACUGAAGGACACCUAGAAGCCAAACAUGUUUUGUGGCCCAUACCUAGUGUAUUAAAGGAUUAGUUCACUUUAAAAAAAACUUUUGCUGAUAAUUAACUCACCCCCAUGUCAUCCAAGAUAUCCAUGUCUUUCUUUCUUCAGUCGAAAAGAAAUUAAGGUUUUUGAUAAACAUUCCAGGAUUUUUCUCCAUAUAAUGGACUUCAAGGUCCAAAUGACAGUUUCAGUGCAGCUUCUAAGGGCUUUAAACGAUACCAGACGAUGAAUAAGGGUCUUAUCUAGCAAAACGAUCGGUCAUUUCAAAAAUAAAUAAAAAAGUUUAAGUUUUAUAAGCACAAAUGCUCGCCUUGCUCGGUUCUGUGAUGCGUGUUCAUGACGUCAAGUAAUACGCAAUUACAUU
This is a messenger RNA of Rhinichthys klamathensis goyatoka, 2353 nucleotides long. RefSeq lists its product as uncharacterized. Gene Ontology annotation, molecular function: protein dimerization activity. The coding region runs from base 319 to 1935 and encodes 538 amino acids. The record is from RefSeq and is a predicted model, not a curated record. The transcript is spliced from 2 exons. Lineage: Eukaryota; Metazoa; Chordata; Actinopteri; Cypriniformes; Leuciscidae.